Messenger RNA from Helianthus annuus (common sunflower), 1587 nucleotides. RefSeq lists its product as uncharacterized. NCBI's taxonomy places the organism in Eukaryota, Viridiplantae, Streptophyta, Magnoliopsida, Asterales, Asteraceae. Bases 364 to 1386 code for a protein of 340 amino acids. The record is from RefSeq and is a predicted model, not a curated record. The transcript has 7 exons.
ACCAAGUUAAAAAAUUUAGUUAACUCUAAUGACUUAAGGGUAAUUUAGUCAUCAUUCCCUUUCCUACUCCCUUUCCCUUUCUUCUUUCACUGUAAUCACCACCACCACCAAUCUUCUAAUCUAAUCUCAGUUCUUUCUCUCCCCUCUUAUCCCUCUCUCCAACCAACACCCACCACCACCUAAUCCGCCAGAUCUACAACCACCGUCGGUGACCACCACGCCGGAUCUACCGCCACCACCACUUGUCUACCUCCACCGGAUCUACAACCACCUCCAUGGCGAUGAAGCAUUCUGCCACCACCACUUGUCUACCUCUCGAAAACAUUCAUUUCGAUCAUCUUCCAAUAAACUCCGGCGACAACGAUGUCAAUGGCGAUGAAGCAUUCUGCCACCGCUGCCCCUCGUGUUAUUUCCUCUGCUACUUCUGCCUCCAUCCUUACUAGAGACUUUCAUGUUUUUGAUAUGGCUGAAAGUUCAUCAAGUUUCAGAGCACCCUGGUUCUUAAGGCUAAUGAAUGUAGCAGACGAACUUAUUCUGUCCAUUCCAGAUGAUGAUGCGUGCAAACUAUGGGGUGUUGAUAAAGGCCCUACCAAUGUUAUGAUACACACUGAAGAUGGCCGAUUAUUUAAUGUUUUUUUAAGCCCUGGUAAAGGAAAGUUAUUCCUCUUCCAUGGUUGGUCCAAUGUUGUAGAACAUUUGCGACUAACGAAUGGCUGUUUGGUAGUAUUUAAUCUUGUAUCUUCUACUACUUUUAAAUUAACAUCUUACGUUGAUCGGGUUAGUCGUGGCUCUUUUUGGACGUAUCUGCUCCCUCCAUCAUCGAAUUUUUAUGUCAUUCCUGAAUCUAUCUUGCCAAAAGUUUAUGAUUAUUCCUCAAAUGAUGUAAUAUCUACUGUAAUGAUAGAUAACAAAAUUUUUAAAGUUGCCAUUGAAACAUCUAACGGUAAAGUUGGUUUUACCGUUGGUUUUGACGUAAUUGUGAGUCUGUUACAGUUGAAGGCUGAUUGUAUUUUGUUAUUUACAAAAGGUUUUGUUCAUUUUUUCUAUUUAAAAGUUUUUGGAAAAAAUGGUGUUGAAAUGAAUUUUCCUGAUGUAGAUGUUGAUCAGGCUGAAGCUGCACCUAUCGAUACUGAAAAUGAAGCUGAUGAUCAAAUAGAUGGUUCUGUUCGUCGUUUUAGUCGUAUGGCUGGAGAACGUUAUUUUAGGAUUCCUGAUCCUGUUUCACGGAUGGCUAGACUUCAUGAAGGUUUAAGAGAUAUCACCGUUAAGCUUAUGCAUUUUGAUCCACCAAAGCAAUUUACCAACGGUACAAGACGUGAAAAAAAAAACCGGCGGAGGUUGGCGAUACGCGUUAACCAGUUGCAAGAAGUUCAUGAAAGCUGCUAGAAUUAAGCCCUGUGACACGGUUCACUAUUCUUUUGAUGAAAAUGACCAGGUGUUGAGGGUUGAACGAGUUGAACCUUACGAUAGGCGUACUCAUUAGUUAUAUGACAUUUAGGGCAUGUUUGUUGCCUUUCAUAUGUUAGAUUGGAACUUUAUAUAUGUUUUUUUGACAUUUGUUAUGGUUUUUAAUAUCAAGUUAUUUAA